AGGAGAAGAAAGAAGAGCUCUCCGAGGAGGACCGGCAGAAGAAGGAGGAGCUGGAGCUCCUGGCCCAGCGCGCCCAGGACCCCGAUGAGGGCGUAGCCAAGCUGGCCCUGACCACCAUAGUCACAGAGCUUAAGACCGCGACGAGCUCGAUGACCUCGGUCCCGAAGCCGCUGAAGUUCCUGCGACCACACUACGCGGCACUCACCGAGCACUACGAGAAGAUGAACAACCCCAGCUUGAAGCCCUUCUUCGCUGACGUGCUCUCCGUGCUGGCCACCACCAUGCAGAAGGAGGGGUCUCGCCAAAGCUUGAAGUACAGGCUGGAGGGCACCAAGGAGGGGAAGGAGAGGCUCCUGGCGAACCUGGUCUGCCUCCUCCUGGUGCCCCUGACCAGCUUCGGUCCCACUUUGCCGCCACCAGCCCGCGGGUUCUCUUUCGAGGGGCUCACCAGCUGGGGGCACGAGUACAUCCGGAACAUCUCUGGCGAGAUCUCCGAGGAGUUCAAGGAGCGCACCGAGAAGGGGGCCGACGUGAAGGAGCUUCUAGACCUAGUGGAGGAGAUCGUCCCCUUCAACAUGAAGCACAACGCCGAGGUCGACGCCAUCGACCUGCUCUGCGAGGUCGACAAGGUGGUCAAGAUUGAGCAGCUCUGCGAGGAGGCCACCUUCGGCCGCGUGUGCCUCUACCUGCAGGGCCUUUCGAACUUCGCCGCCACGCAGGCAGACAAGGUGGUAUACCUGAAGGUCUGCUGCAACCUGUACGUGAAGUUCAAGGAGUACCCAAAUGCCCUCCGCAUCGCCCUCAAGCUGAACGACAGCAAGCUCGUCACUGACGUGUUCGCGUCCUGCGAGGACAAGCUGGUGAAGAAGCAGAUGGCGUUCCUCAUCUCGCGGCGCAAGUUCAACCACGAGUUCGAGGACGACGACGACGACCUCAAGGAG
Prorocentrum cordatum is the source of this 941-nucleotide messenger RNA. The record is from the annotation of a GenBank genome assembly. Lineage: Eukaryota; Dinophyceae; Prorocentrales; Prorocentraceae.